Messenger RNA from Triticum turgidum subsp. durum (durum wheat), 192 nucleotides. Lineage: Eukaryota; Viridiplantae; Streptophyta; Magnoliopsida; Poales; Poaceae. The record is from the annotation of a GenBank genome assembly.
AUGGAGGCAGCGGCGAACAAGCGCAGCGGCAUCGGGUUCGGCGCCACGGCGGCCGCGGAGGAGGAGAAGGGCCGCAAGAGGGGCCACGGAUCCACCGCGCUGUUCGUGGCGGUGGACUACGCCUUCCUGCUCGCCUUCGCCGGGUUCCUCGCCUACCUCGUCGUCUCCCAGAUCCUCCCUUCCGCCAUCUAG